This is a messenger RNA of Cydia amplana, 4906 nucleotides long. RefSeq names its product histone-lysine N-methyltransferase set1-like. The transcript is spliced from 7 exons. The record is from RefSeq and is a predicted model, not a curated record. Lineage: Eukaryota; Metazoa; Arthropoda; Insecta; Lepidoptera; Tortricidae. The coding region runs from base 106 to 4860 and encodes 1584 amino acids.
AAGUUCUAAUUAUUCUUUAUUAUUUUUAAGGUAUUUCUUAGUGAUUUAUCACUGUCCUUUGUGUAAAAUAAGUGCCUUUUACCAGCGUAGGCAAAGCCUGCAAUCAUGGAUGCUUUAUACAACGAUUUAGAGAAUUACGAUGACGUUGACGCACUGAACAGGCUGAAAACUGAAAAUUCUGACCUGAAGAACAAACUAGAAUGUUGCACCGCGAACAUGCAAAAGUUGCAAAAAAGCAUUUUGCAGGAUUUUGAUAACCUGGAAGCAGAGUUCAAGAGGCUAGAAUCAAAUUAUUCUUCUCUGCUGAAAAUAUCAAGAGCUGAGAUAAAGAGGAAGACUGAUAUGAUUACAAAUCUUAAUAUUGAAAAAGACUUGUUAGUAAUAAAAGCAGUUCAAAAUGGGCCUGCACAUAAAGUCCAAGAGCUGAUAAGGAAUGUGCGUGAAGAAACUGAAUUCAAGCGCAAAAAGAAAACCCGCAACAAAGUGAGAGGUCCAAAAGGCAGGGAAGAAGUUAUAAGGAAAAAAAGUAGCCGCCCACAAUCGCCCGCAACUAGUUCCACUGCAACAGACAAGUCGUAUAAGAUGCUAGGCAACGAAAUAGUUGCCGAUAACGGCAAUAACAAGAAAUCUAGUAUAAUGGAUACACAAGAUAAUGACCUACAGAAACCACCUACACCUCAUGAGGUGUUCCCGGACAAUCGACCUUCAUCUUCCGUUGCGGACAAACGGGUCUCGGCAUUAUCUCGUCCCCAUCUUGCUAAGUUAAGCUCUGAUGAAGAAUUUGAAGAUAUGUAUUCUGCAUUGAAACCAAAAGCAUCUAGAGAACCUGAAAGAACCCGCAAAAGGGGUCGAGACGAUUCUCAAGAUGGGAAGAUGUUAUACAACAGUUCAUAUGAUAGGCCCUCAAACUGUACUGAUCCUUUUAGAGAACGAUUUAACAGAAAUAGAGCUGGCAGAUUUUCUGAUACUGAAAGAAUUACCAGAGAAAAACAGCAUAGUGAUCCCGGCAGAAAUAUCAACAGGGGUAAAUACCAUUAUGAUAGAAACAGAAAUGUGAGUGAUUUGCAACACCACAGGUUUAGUCCGGAAAGACAUCGUCGGGGCGCGAAAGAUGUCGGGGAUAAUCGUUACAACAGGACUAGGCGGUUGGAAAGCCCACCAAGGGAGAGGCAACGCUUGGAAAGCCCUCCUAGGGAGAGAUUACGCCUGGGAAGCCCUCCACAAGAAAGACAAGAAUUACGCAAAAGCUCGCCACGUCGAAAGUCCUACCACGGGCGGACGGGCGACAACCCAGAGAUACACUCGGUCAUACAUAACAUUCAUGGUGAAUAUGAAGAACCACAAAAUAAGAAACCUAGAAUUGAACCGUACCCUGUUCCUCAGGAAGAGAAAAGGCCAAGCGAAGAGCAGCAUCAUAAUGUAUCACAGCCUCCGAACGUGGGAAACCUCACAUGUUGGUCGCCAGAUUUUUCACACACGGAAUCUUCUAACGAACCCGGAAUUGCCCAGACUGAAACCAGAAGUACGCCUUCGCCUGUCGUUGAGGAUCCCAGGUUGAGCAGUGAAAGAUAUGCCAAUGCUAAUGAAAUAUAUUUGCAACCCGUUGACAUAUCUCUUUGGAACUUUAAGGAAGUAAAGGUGCCAAAAGCUAUAAAAUCUAAACCUUUAGAAAUCAGCGAAGCACACGUUGAUAAAAUUGAUAUAGAGAAACCUUUAUCUUCAAUAUCCAUGGAAUCUGGCGAAAUACGUUCUGAUACUGAAACAGCUUUGGAUAUUUAUGAUUUUCAAGAAUUUAAUAAACAAAUCGGUAAAAGUGUUCCUUAUAUAAACGAAAGUCAAAAACCUGAAAUUAAACCUCACAAAGAAAAAUCACCUACAAGUGCAAGUGAUACAUUAAUUAUGGGAACAAAAACUACAAGACUCAAAGUAGCAAAGAAGGAGAAGGCGAACAAUCAUAGAGAAGCUGAGUCAAUGGUGUCAACUUCUAAACAUAGUCAUAAAGUUGAUACAGCAAUGCAUUGUGACAACAUUAAAUUACCAAGCAUACUGCACACGCUGAUUAAUUCGAUGAAUGAAAAACGACCUGAAGGCGAUAAUUCUGUUAAGAACAGUAAGGGAGAAAAGGAACCCAAACAUAUCGCCGCAUCCAGGAUAUCUAAUAAGUCUGAAAAGUCAAAAGCAAAAAGUAAAGAUGACAGAGAAAAUCAAAAUGAAUCAGGCUUAAAGACUGAUAAAAACAAGGCAGAUAAACUUGAAAAAGGAUCGGAAAAAGAGCCUAACCGAAUCGCUGCAUACAGGACACCAAAUGAGCCUGACAAGUCAGGUUCCAAAGCUAGAGAUGACAGAAAAAAUCAGAACGACUCAGACUUAAAGAUUGACAACAACAAGACAGAUAAACUUGAAAAAGGAUCAGAAAAAGAGCCUAAACGAAUCGCUGCAUACAGGACACCAAAUGAGUCUGAAAAGUCAGGUUCAAAUUCUAGAGAUGACAGAAAAAAACAAAACGAUUCAGACUUAGAGACUGACAACAACAAGACAGAUAAACUUGAAAGAGGAUCAGAAAAAGAGCCUAAACGAAUUGCUGCAAUCAGGAUAUCCAAUAAGUCUGACAAGCUAGGUUCAAAAACUAGAGAUGACAUAAAAAAUCAAAACGAGCCAGACUUAGAGACUGACAGCAACAAGACAGAUAAACUUGAAAAAGGAUCAGAAAAAGAGCCUAAACGAAUCGCUGCAAUCAGGAUAUCCAAUAAGUAUGACAAACUAGGUUCAAAAACUAGAGAUGACAUAAAAAAUCAAAACGAGUCAGACUUAGAGACUGACAACAACAAGACAGAUAAACUUGAAAAAGGAUCAGAAAAAGAGUCCAAGCGAAUCGCUGCAAUCAGGAUACCAAAUAAGUCUGACUAUUUAGGUUCAAAAACUAGAGAUGACAUAAAAAAUCAAAACUUAGACUUAGAGACUGAAAAUAACAAGACAGAUGAACUUGAAAAAGGGUCAGAAAAAGAACCUAAACUAAUAGCUGCAUACAGGAUACCAAAGAAGUCUGAUAAGUCAGGUCCAAAACCUAGAGAUCACCAAGAAAAUCAUAACGAGUCAGACUUAGAGACUGACAACAACAAGAGAGAUAAACUUGGAAAAAGAUCAGAAAAAGAACCUAAACGAAUCGCUGCAUACAGGAUACCAAAUAAGUCUGACAAAUCAGGUUUAAAAACUAGUGAUGACGCAGAAAAUCAAAACGAGUCAAACUUAGAGACAGACAACAACAAGACAGAUAAACCUGAAAAACGAUCAGACAAAAUACCCAAAAGAAUUACUGAGUUGCAGUUGUCAGGUAAGACAGAAAAAGAAAGCUUAAAAACUACUGAUAAAAUGCUACAUAAAAAUGUGCCUGAAGUCAAGAAAACGGAUAAUCUUGAAAAAGUAACCGAAAAAGGUACAGAGAAGGAGAUCAAACGCAUCGCAGAGUCGAAGGUAUCCGAUAGAAAUGAGAAAGCAAGUUUAAAAACAAAUGAAAUAGAACAUAAAAAAGUCAAAGAAAAACCUGUAAAAGGAACUGAAAAUAACGUAACAGUAUUUCGCGAAUUUGAACAUAGAGUUUACUCCAGGCAUAUUGUCGAAGGCGAUCUAGAGCUAAGCGAUGAAAGUAAUGAUGAAGCACAACUUGAAUCAGAAGAUAAAAUCGAGGAGAAAAAAAAGAUAUCCUCCAAAAGCAAAUCUCUUCGAGAGACAUACAAAGAUAAGAGAGUCAAUUCGGAAGAAACAACUAGGAAAGAUAAGCAGAAAGAAAGAAAGUCCAUGAACAAAUUUAGUGAAUUGUUUGGUGACAGCAGUAGUUUGAUAACUCCGGAGGACCUGAACGUCGCCACUCGCACGGCGCACGGGCUGCCGGCCGACUGCUGCCCGCCCGCCGCCGAGGAGGCGCAAGAUGCUAUCAUUGAACCUGAAAGUCCACUCAAAGCACAAUCGACAGAAAUGUACCCUAAAGACUUUAAAGAAAGUUUAGCAAUGUCCACUGUUGAUGAAGAUAAAUUAAAAAUCAAAGAACUCAAAGAUAGAACUCGUACAAAACAUAAACAAAAUAAGGAUGAUUACGUGGAACAGGUCGGUGACGUAAGGACACAAGUAGUUACUAUUACUGAAACUUGUUCAGUGUCAGAAGGAAAUCUUAUGUCAAAUACAAGUAAUUAUACAAACCAAAGGGAAGUUUCAAAACUGAAUGAAAAAGUUAAGGAGUCGUCAAAAAGUAACAAAAGACCUAAAACCAAAGGUGAAAAGAAAUUGUCAGUUAGUGAACACACGGAAGAGAUGAAUACCAAUAACAUUAAUAUCUCGGAGCUAAAUUCAAACAACUCUCCAACUAUGAGCGAUGAUAAAGAGAAUUCUAGCAGCAAUUGUAACUCGGAAAGAAAUAUCAGUAACGAAAUGGCAAGAAUUUUUGAGAAUCCAAUAGUCUCUAGUAAAAUAUCGUCGACCAAUGCCAGCGAGACUAAUAAGGAAAGGCCACAAUUAAAUGACUCUACAAAAGAAAUCAACUAUGGUAGUGGUGUUCAAGAUGUUCCAAACCUGGCUCCAGUAGAAGAAGAACCGGGAUUAGUGACAACGGUUGUGAUAUCAACGGGUGUUCAGCCUAUAGAUUCAACCUCAGCGCAGUAUAUUACGCCAUUCAGUGCUCUGGCCUCAUCUACUCCAGCCAGGGAUUUAUCUGCUAUAAAUAUUUCCUCCGAAAUGGAGUCAAAUGUCAGCCACUCGGCACAAGUAAGUGUGACGAUAUCUAGAGAUGAUUCAGGCUCUCAGCCUGAAGAUGUACCUGAUAUGAGAAUAACUUGUUACAGAAGACGAAGAAGAGUGCUAAAGAAAUAAUUUGUUGGGAUUAAGUUUGUAAAUAUUUGCGUUAUAUUAACAGAUA